AUGAAUAUGAAUAUAAAAGAAGGAGAGUUCACGAGCACAAUAUACGGACUGGUGAGUGAAAGAGACGAUUGAAUUAUCGAAAAAAGACGGGCUCAGAUUCAUGAACAAAAAUUCAAUGACGCGAUUCGUAUUUUAAUAUAUCAACACGAACGGAAUCCAAAAGUGAGUGAAGCGGGCGUUUUUCAUCUCCCAGAAAUCGAAACGUGUUUAUAUCGAUCGACGCGAUUGGUGAUCGACUAUUAGACGUUUUUAUCGUUGGAAUCUGAACUUGUGGAAAAGCUUUCCGAGAAUUACACUUCUGAAAUGGGGGUUUCCACGUUCCGCUUUCAAAAUUACAUUUAUUACAACGUUAUUCAGUUUUCGGGUGGGAAAUUGAGUACAGUUUUGUUUCAAAGCGGCUUGUUAAAGCAUUUCACAAAGUAUGAACUGAAAAGAAUUGAACAAAUUAGAAGAGAUAACGGCAAAAUAUCGAAAGCGAACUUUGUGCGGUAAAAAAAUGACGCACGCAUUUUUUGAAAGACUCGUUAGGAAGUGCAGUGGGGCGCACUUGCUUACUGGCGAUCAAUGGGUCGCAAUGUGCUACCGUACUCCUGUCACACUCUUUAGCGGUACACAUCUGAGUAAAUACACGAAAGAGGAAUCAUUUCAGAAUCUGGCAGCACUGUCCCUGUUGGCAUACUGCUAUUACUACACACAGGAUUUCAUGAACGCGGCGGAUUGCUAUUCACAACUCGCUUAUAACUUUCCUCAUCAGUCCCAAUACAGACUCUAUCAUGCGCAAGCUCUUUACAAUGCGUUCCGGCCUGCGGAUGCAUUGGCCGUCAUUUCAACCGUCAGUUCUUGCGGUCCCUUCUCAGAGAACACAGAACUUCAGAUUCGGGACGAGGGUCUGUUGAAUGAAUGCGUCAAACUGGAAGCGGCUAUAAAAUACCAGGAGGAUGACCUGGUCAACUGUCGGAUUCUGGUCGACCAACUGCCGGAAAACGAUGCCGCCGUGCUCAUUAACACCGCUUGCAUCGACUAUAAAGUGAGUAACAUGCACGAUCGGAAGUUCACUAAACCAUCCGAGUUUAGGAGGGAAACUACGAAGAAGCGCUCAAGAAGUUCAACGAGGCCACAGAGUUUUCUGGUUAUCAGGUAGGAAAAGAUUGAGGAACACCGGGAUACGCAGACUGGGCAUGCGGACAAAAAACUGCCCGUACUUUGUGUGUUAAGUACAGCUAGUCUAAAUGUCGAUAAGGAAUGAGAACGACAGGGAAUAAACUAAAUGUUCAGUCCGGUCUGGCCUAUUCUAUUGCUCUCUGCCACUACAGACGGCACGACUACGACAGUGCGCUCAAGCUGAUCGCCGAGAUAAUCAAUCGGGGAGUCAAAGAGCAUCCGGGUACGAGAAGCUUUCGAACUUGUCAAGAAGCUCACAGAUUUCAGACUUCAAUAUUGGAAUGGUCACCGAGGGACUGGAUUUCAGUUAUAUACAAAACACUCAAAAGUUGCACGAGUCUGCAUUAAUCGAGGCGUUCAAUUUGAAAUUCGCCAUCUAUUACAAGACAAAAGAUUGUGAGGAUUGGGCGGAGAGUGUGGGGAUUAUUAUCGUUUACAGUGAAAGCGGCGAAAGAGAGUCUGACGGACAUGCCGCCGCGCAACGAACACGACGCCGAUCCGAUCACCCUCCACAACAUGGCCAUCAGCAAUGCGAACACUGACUUCGGCGACAGCUCGGCCAAGCUUCAGUUUCUUCUCGGAAUCAAUCCGUUCCCUCAGGAGACAUUCGCCAAUCUUCUGUUCUUGUACUGUAAGAAUGACUACUUCGGAUUGGCCGCCGACGUUUUGGCGGAGAAUCCGAGCCACACAUUCUACUGCCUCAAUGAAUAUCAAUUCAACUUCCUGGAGGCACUCAUCUACAUGCCAACAAAUCCAGAAGAAAGUCUCAAAAAGUUGGAGAAGCUCGAGAAGGAAUGUUUGGACAGACUUCGAAAGACUGCCAUCGAGAUUCAGAUGAGGAAGGAGCAGGGUUCGUCCGAAGAGGACACUUCUCUGGAGAUGAAGAAGCUCAUCGAAACGUACGAUGAUUCACUUGAAAUGUACCUUCCCGUGCUGAUGACGUACGCAAAAUAUUAUUGGGACAAGAAGAACUAUCAAGCGAUCGAGAAACUUUUCAGGUAGGUGACUGUUAUGGGGAAGAAAGUGCCAAAGCUGAUAUGCUUUCAGAAAUUCCCACGAUUACUGUAAGGAGCAUGACACGUGGAAGUUGAACGUGGCACACACGAUAUUCAUGCAGGACAAGAAGUACAAAGAGGCGGCCGCGUUUUACGAGCAGAUUCUGACGAAGAAGUACGACGAGGCGGUGAGAAGAAUGAAGCAGAGAGGGGAAACGAAGGUUAAUGAGUUUUAGAUUCUGGAAGUUCCCGCAAUGAUUCUGGCAAAUCUCGUCGUCUGUUACAUAAUGUCGAAUCAAAAUGAAGAAGCGGAGGACCUUCUGCGGAAAGUGGAAAAGGAAGAAGAACGAGUGUCGGAGGAGAAUCCCGGCGAGAAGCUAUUCCACAAUUCCAUCAUCAGUCUGGUAAUCGGCAGUUUGUAUUGCAGCAAGGUUAGUUAGUAUAGCACCCUCAAUUCGUGUUCAUAUUUGACACGUUCAGGGUAACUUUGAGUUCGGCAUCACAAGAGUCAUCAAAGCGUUGGAUCCGCCGGAGAAGAAGCUGGGUGUGGACACGUGGUACUACGCGAAACGGUGCAUUGUGGCGGCGAUCGAGCUGCUCGCCAAGAACACGCUGAUCAUCAGAGAUUCGGUCAUUCUCGAGUUGAUCACUUUCCUGACGAGAUGUGAAGUUCCCGGACGGGGCAUUUACACGGUCCCCGAUGAUUUGUUCGAAGUGGCGAAUGAGUCGAAGGUGAAAUGCAAUGUCACGUACGAGGCAAGAAUGUUAAAGGCCGCUCUUCUCACUGUAUUCCAUUCCUAA
Molecule: messenger RNA, 2957 nt
Organism: Caenorhabditis sp. 36 PRJEB53466
Lineage: Eukaryota; Metazoa; Nematoda; Chromadorea; Rhabditida; Rhabditidae
Source: the annotation of a GenBank genome assembly